AUGCUGCAGAUAAUGGACAGAAUCACGGAUAAGCACAGAUGGUUUGAGAAGAUCUUCAACAAGCACAUCGUCGCAAGGUGGCGACGUGAAAUUACGGAGCAAGACAGUCCUGGAAUAGUUCCUCUCACUACCGAGAUGAUUGACUGGAUCUUCAAGGAGCUUCGGUACAAGGCCGAGUUCUUCUUCUGCGAGAACAUGGUCAAGGCUUUCGAUGAGGGUGUCAUGAAAUCCGACUCUAUCGUUCCCGAAGAUCUUCGCCUUGCCCUUCUCGCGGCGGUGCGUCCACUUGACGACCUUCCAGAGAACGAGAAAGAUUACCGUCCCUCGUCGGAUCGGAAGAUCGUUGAUCUGGUACAUCCGUCCCUGUAUCCGCUGGUCUAUGGCCGCACGCGGAUUUUAAGCAAUGAUAUCACCAACCUUCCCAACUUCCUGGAACAUAGUGGAAGAGGUGAGAUACUACCUGUUCCGGAUGAGAGCGGAACGCAUGCGCGCCGACCAGAUCACUCUCCUUACCGAACAGAGGAUUACAGCCGUCGUUUUCAAUGGCUUCCCUGCAAUGUUAAGAUUCAUCCUGACGGCCACUGUCGCAUUACCUCCUACAUCAACAAUCUCCGCCCCGACAGGGAUUGCCCGCUUUACGAUGCCAUUGAGAAAAUCAUAACAUGUACGGUACCUUUGUGGAAUGAGACCCUGACACCCUUGAUCGAUGACGCGUACCGAAACUUUAACCGGAUCGAUUAUAGCGGGCCUGACAUGUCUCCGCCUGAACCAGAGAAAUGGCCUAUGCUCGACGACUGGACUAAUCUCUUGCGCCAGUGGAGAGUUUCACACCGACUCCCUCCUCCCAAGAUCGGAGAGUUCGAACCAUUUCCCCCUGUGGAGAUCGAGGUAGACAUGAAAACUAUGUUUCAGAAACAUGGGUUGCAGGUUAUCGUCAAGUUGACCAAUAUUGAAUUAACCCCGGAAAAGCCAUCAUACGCGGGUGGAAUCUGCUUCCGCCAACGACUCAACUUGGACGAUGUUGUGGAGUUUUCAGAAUACGAAGGUUGCCCCUGUGAAUGGGUUCCAGGUGCUUUCGGUACCGGAAGCUUAGGUGAACCUUUCACUCAAGUCCUCGGUAGCGUGGAGUGUCGACAGGGCCGUCUUCUCACAUUUCCGAAUAUUCUCCAGCAUCGAGUGAUGCCUUUCGCACUAGCCGAUCCGACAAGGUUGGGCCAUCGCAAGAUUCUAACCUUGUUUCUAGUGGAUCCCAAUCUUCAGAUAAUUUCGACCGCCAACGUGCCUCCGCAGCAAGCGGACUGGUUCAAAGAGACUGCCCGUGCGCGAGAUGAAGUCUUGGCCAGGCUGCCCACAGAAUUGCAGGAUAUGAUCAAGGAAUAUCUUGGUGGCGAUGAUCUGAUCAGUGAAAAUGAGGCUGCAGAUCUUCGAGUAGAGCUAAUAGAAGAACAGUCGGCAGUGUCCAAGGACCAAGGAUGGCUUUUCGACAACCACAAUGUGCGUCCAGCCUGUAGUCACUGA
Messenger RNA from Aspergillus japonicus CBS 114.51, 1518 nucleotides. RefSeq names its product DUF4246 domain-containing protein. Bases 1 to 1518 code for a protein of 505 amino acids. NCBI's taxonomy places the organism in Eukaryota, Fungi, Ascomycota, Eurotiomycetes, Eurotiales, Aspergillaceae. The transcript is spliced from 4 exons. The record is from RefSeq and is a predicted model, not a curated record.